GUACUCACUGGUUUGAAGACGCAGCGCGCGCGCGCGCGACAAGUCACCCUCGCCACUGGCGUUUCUUGCUAAAAGAAGGCAGUGGCGCGUUUUCUCGUCGGGUUGUUGCUAUGAGUUUUGGGUAGCACUGUUUUCUCACUUCCGACUUUGAGAAGACUUCAUUUUUAUUUUGAAUUUGCUUUCUUUCUUUUUAAAAUUUGUUUGGACCGACCUCCUAAUUCACGUGAACUUUGGACUUGGGACACUUCACAGCCCCGCCGCUCGAGGAGGAACGAAAAGUUCAAUUCGGGAUCAUCGUCGCCAGGCUAGAAACGCUUCUUUGGAUGCUGGGCUUGUAAUUCCGGGGAGGUCUGGAUCGGAACCGUUCGUCCCGCUGAGCACCUGGAGCGUGUGGCGAUGGAAGAGACGGAGUUGUACAAGCAGAGGCUGUUAGCCAUUGCCGAAAAACGGCGAAUUCAGGAAGAGCAGGACCAGGCACGAAGGCAAAUGGAGGAGGAAAGGCUGCGUGUGCAACAGAUGAAGAGGAAGUCCCUGCGAGACCAGUGGCUGAUGGAAGGGCCAUCUCCUUCAUUCGACUCUAGUGGUCCCAGAUCACCUCCGUGGGGGUCACCGGUCCAACAGUUUGAGGAGCAACUGAACAAGCUCCAGACAGAUGCAGAUGCUGCGGCAGAGCAGAAGGUCCAUCAUCUGAAGCAGGAUGCGGUGGGAAAUAGUUUCAUCCCAACAGUGAACGAAGAAAUUGUGCUGCUGCAAACAAACACGUCCUCUGUGACUGAAGAUCUGACUGCUGCCACCAGUUCACAGAGUGCUGUACAGAUGGUUCCAGAAGCUUUGCAAAACGGACAGACGGUCGACAGUCCAGAAUGUGUUGCCACAGAGGGCGCCGUUGAGAAGAGCCUCCAAACUCUCAGCACCUCCGUUAUUUCUGCCCUGCCGCUUGUUUCCCACGAUGCUGAAUGGAAAGCAGAUGACGCCCAUGGACAAGAGGGUCCGGCAAUCGAGACCGUCCUUGAGAAAGUGGAGCCGCUGCCUCGUGAGUUGGUGGACGCUGAAGAUUUCAAGUCAGAGAUUCCUUGCGAUGAAACCCCAAACCUGCCGGCCGAGCUUCAGGAGAACAUCAGUGGCAAUGGAGUCCCAGUAGAAGAAUGUGUCUUCGCUAUGAGGGUUCAGGUUUCAGAAAAUGGGCUGAGAGAGGAUUCCCAGAACGGACCCGAGGCUCACAUAUCUGAAGGCGUCCUCGUCCACACCACCCAAGAGUGUGAAGAAGAAGACCACAGGCUGGCAGCGAAUGGCUCCCCCAGUGAUGCCGAAGACCCUGAAGGUGACGUUGCUGCCACAGCGGUGGAUGUUGGCGAGCAGAAGAGCCAAGCUGAAGGGGAAAAGCAAGAGAUUUGUACCGAGGAUCAGUCGGAAGGGACCAACGGCGAGUUAAGUUCUGUGGGAUGUGCAGAGGAGGAAUCGGAAGAGCAGGUGGGAGCCAUGAUGAGAGCCGAACGAGUGGUCAUAACGGAAGACGGAGAGGAACAUCCACUGGGGUCUACCGUCGAAAUCCUGGAGCCCAUCAAUCACACGGCUGAAUGUGCGCAGCAAGUCGCUUCCAAUAUAGAGAUGUGCGCCGAGGAAUUGUCGGGGGACCUGCAACCAGACCACUACGGGGAAAUUCCUGAGAGCACGGAUCCAUCCGCUGUAGUUCUGGACAGUCUGCCUGACUGGCCCAGUCCGGCGACAUCCUCGCCAGUAUCCAACGAUUCGGACAUUCCAGCAAACGACACGACAGAGGCGGAUGUGGCGGCACCACUGAGGGAACAAGUCGAGAAAUCAGAGCUGCGGCCCCUGCUAUUGAACGAAUCGGACCCCCACGUCCCGGUGAAGGCUCCAUCUACACCGUCCUACCAGGAGGCCUCCACUGUUCUCCUGCAGAGCUCGGCAUCGCCCCCUUGCAGCAGCUUCGGAGAAGAACAUCCCUCCGUAAGCAUGAAGGCUUCCGAGCCCCCUGCUUCAUCCAGAGACGUGGAGAGCCUCAGCCCGGUGAGACCAAAGCAGAAGACGUGUCAGUGCUGCUCCGUCAUGUGAGACCCCGGUAGCAGUGGAGAGCAGACCGACGUCGACAAGCCCACCUGUGUGCGGUCGAGUUUGUGGAUCUUGGCGUUCAAGCGCCCCUCUCGAUUUGAAUGAUUUGUAGUCUUCUUCUUCUUCAUUUUUUGUUUUAAUCCUCCACACGCGUUUUGGGAAGGUCACGGUGCCGCUCUUUAUUUUCCUAUUCGGGCACAGAAGCGGGCCGAGGGGCUUUUUUGUGACUUUUGCACUGUUAAUUUAUAAAGGAUAUUUUGGGACACUUCCUGGAGUGCGAUUCACAGGUCACAUGUAAAUAAUUUCAUUGUUGUAUACCUUUGACUGAAAAUGAGCCGCAGGAAAAAUUAUUGUUUUUUUAAACCCCCCCUCUUUUAUAAUUUGUGUGCACUGGCCAUGGGGGUUCAUUAUUGGUGGUCCGAAGAGAAGGACUGGAACUGGUGGCUGGCUCUGUGGAUGGAGAGUGUGAACCUCCCAUGACCUCGGUGUUGUUCACCUCGCCAUUGUAGGCCACUCACCGUCUGCCCCCCGGGUGCACGGUUGGUGGUCCUGGGGAGCGGUGGGCUUGAGCAGGUAAAUUUAAAGCCCUAAUGUUUUACAGCACCCAGGGUAGACCCCCCUCUUUACGUGUCCUCCUACGACCCCAAAGGUGAACGGGUGACACUAAGCUUGGCCCCGUGUGAAUGAGUCCGGGUGGGUGUCAUUGGCCCUGCAGUGGCCUACCUCCCAUCCAGUGCUGGUGCCUAGCCUCAGUUUUGAACUGGACAAGUGGGUUUUUUAUUUUAUGUAUAGUGCCUUUCCUCGAGGGUGGGCUUGGAGUGCUUAUGUUGUCCUGGGUGCAAACGUCACUUCUGGCAGAUCAGUAGGCAUGACCGAGAUGGACCAGGGCAGGACUGUUACUUCAGAAGAAUAGCUGAGUUGUCAUAAUUAACACAGAAUGAAAAUGUUCAAAUGUUCAGUGCAUUCCAAUAAACGACCCAAUAAUGAAAUCUUUUUAAAAA
This is a messenger RNA of Polypterus senegalus (gray bichir), 3071 nucleotides long. RefSeq names its product paralemmin 3 (gene palm3). Gene Ontology annotation, cellular component: membrane. Bases 397 to 2073 code for a protein of 558 amino acids. Gene Ontology annotation, biological process: regulation of cell shape. Lineage: Eukaryota; Metazoa; Chordata; Cladistia; Polypteriformes; Polypteridae. The record is from RefSeq and is a predicted model, not a curated record. The transcript has 8 exons.